AGGGGGAAAUAUGCCCGGCUUGAAGGUAAAACCAAAACGUAAUUACAUAAAUGUGACAGAUGUCUCUCACCACUGCAUGCUGUGUUAAGAGCUAGGUUUUAGGAUACAAAUCUGUAGAAGAAAAGAACUAGGGAUGUUGAACUGUUCCUGCUGUGUUUUGAGCAUUUGUAAGGCAUAGUGCCCUAUGUCUAUUUCAAAUAAAAAGCAGACCUAAUUCAGUCGUCUUGACCUUGAUGACACAAUAGCCGCCACAAGAAGUACACUGUCAGAAAAACAAGGAACUUGUCUCAAUGCAAAUGUGUGAGUCUAUUAAAAUAUGAAGGUGAAAUUUAUAAAGAUUAAUUAGAUGUCUUAACUACAGAUACAUAAUUAAUCUAAAUUGUCUUCAUCCCUUGUCUGCACUUGUUUGAUAGUAUGUUUUGGUCAUUAGUCAUUCUUUUGACAUUUAUGUAAAUGCUAUACAUUGCUUUGGGCAUCAUUGCCAUCACUACUACAAAUGGACACAUCACUAGAGAUCACUUAGUGUUUUUUCUGGGAAAUUCUGGUGUAAAUAAACACUUUAUUAACUUGCGUGAAUCAAGUGUGACAAAUAGAAAAACAGAAUUGUUUGUUAGAACCUGUGGUGCAUUGUUGAUGCAGUACUGGUAAAUGGAAAUGUGAAAAAGACAUUUGCACAUUUGCUGGAACUUCUCUUUUCUGAGAAAGGAAGUACAUGUCUUAUCUUGACUUUUUCUCAAAAUAUUACCACAAAAGUAUACAUUUAUUCUAAUAGGUAGCUGUUGCUAUGCAAUGUUGUGCAACAUAUGCACUGUAUCAAAGGAAGCACCUUUUCUUUUUGUUCCUAUUCAGGAGCUACAUAGACUGCCAAACCGCUUGUUGUCAUUUUGUACUCUCUCCUUGCAAUAAUAACACAUACAAAAUCAUUGACUCAGAUCUUUAAAUUAUAAAAACAAAUAUCCACAGCAGCACGUCGACUGAGGUGAGUCAGUCAUAAUAUGCAAUGAUCUUUGGUUUUGUUUGUGUUUUAAUGUUGUAAUGUUGUGUUGACAGGUUAACAAUGGCAACAUUGAUGUCAGUGUGGGCGGUGGCUAUCGUGGUUUAUGGAGCCUCUUUAGGAAUGACACAGGCUUCAGGCGGCGGGUUCUUACUUGACAUGGCUGAGGAUGCUGUUGACGACAUGUACGAGGGCUGCAGAGACAAGAUGGAGUGCAAAGUGCGGAAGGACUAUCUACUGCAGGAGAGGCAUCAAGACAAAAACCUUAGACUGGCCUGGGCUGAAGCUGAGGAUUACUACAGGAAGAUAUGGGGCCGUAAGAUGUCCAGAAGACGCUCCAAUGCACUGGGGAAAGAACAAAUCAUGGCCAUUUAUAUUUACUCCCUUGACAAACCUCCAGUCUACUUAGAUUUCAAUACUGAAGUGCGAAGCCAGAGGUCCGAGUACAAGACCACAUUCAGAUAUCACACUCUACACUUCUUUCUGACGGAUGCCAUUGAAAAGCUGAGGUUACGUCGGACUGCAGCAGAAAAAUGCCUGACCAUCUUCCGUAGAGCGAAUGCUUUCUUCCAUCAAAAAGCCAACACAAUAAUCCGCUUUGGUUCUUUCACGUCUGGCGCAAUGGGUCAGUACCUGAAAGCUGAAAAAUACGGAAACAAAACGUGCUUUGAGGUGACCACAUGCUUUGGGGCAGAUAUCUCCCUCUACUCUAAGCUCGGAGAGUCUGAGAGGGAGGUCUUAAUUCCUCCCUACGAGCUUUUCAAGGUGACCAAGAUAGAAAGAAGCACUCCCAAGAUGAAACUUCCCUGUGAGGUGGUUUAUAAACUAAAAAGUAUGGAACGAACACUCUCCAAUUUAAAUUGUGCUCUCUUUUGAAACUGGAAAACGUUUGAUUUUUGAGUACAAACAAUUUCAUGCUUACAGCUAAUUGUUUCUUACUCUUGCUUAGUGUGGCACUGAAAAUAAACAAAAGGAUAAAAGUUAUGUUUCAAAAAAGCUUGAAUGUUACAAGAUACCACACUCAAGACACACCUGAACAGGACAAUCAGGCGAAUAUCAAUUAAUUGUUCUACUUCAGCCAAUGUUUUUUUUUCUAACAUGUAGGUAGAUAGUGCAGAAAGGAAGGUAUUAGUAGGUGAGGUUCAUGACUGGUGAAUAGGGGCGGAGUGUCCUCCAUAGAUCAAGACUUUGCAAAUGAACAAGUAUGGUUGUCAUCCAAUGAAAAGGUGAAACGCAUUUGCAUGCAUCUGUCUUUAUAUCUAUUGUGUUAUUGUAAUGAUGAAUUGUCUUGGCCGACAAAGACCAUCUCAUCCAGCAGAGGGCAGUAGAAAGCACAUCAUUGCUAUUUGCUUUUUUAAUAAGUUGUGUACAGCACUAUGAUGUAAUGAAAAUAAAUGUAUUUCAAACUUCCACUCCUUUAAUCAGUUCAAUUUCUGCUUUAA
This is a messenger RNA of Doryrhamphus excisus (bluestripe pipefish), 2436 nucleotides long. The record is from RefSeq and is a predicted model, not a curated record. Lineage: Eukaryota; Metazoa; Chordata; Actinopteri; Syngnathiformes; Syngnathidae.